AUGGUCCAGGACAUUCAGUCGCUCGAUGAGUUCAAGAAAAUUAUCAACACUGACAGAGUUGUCAUAAUCGAGUGCUGGGCACCUUGGAGUGGCCCCAGCCAGAUGAUGUUCUCCGUUUUCGAGCUGCUGGGCAACACUUUUCCCGUCAUCGAUACGUACAAGGUCGACACCGUUAAGCAGCAUGAAAUUGCGGACGAGAUCGGCGCUCGUGCGUUGCCCCAUUUCGUCGCAUACAAGAACGGCAACAAGCUUAGCGCGGUCAUCGGCAUGGACCCACCUGGUCUGACUGACAUGUUCCAAGGGGCUUCAACCGCAUAA
Molecule: messenger RNA, 318 nt
Organism: Schizophyllum commune H4-8
Lineage: Eukaryota; Fungi; Basidiomycota; Agaricomycetes; Agaricales; Schizophyllaceae
Product: thioredoxin-like protein
Exons: 4
Coding region: 1-318 (105 amino acids)
Source: RefSeq, a predicted model, not a curated record